Penicillium malachiteum is the source of this 246-nucleotide messenger RNA. Its product is annotated as ankyrin repeat domain-containing protein. The record is from RefSeq and is a predicted model, not a curated record. Gene Ontology annotation, molecular function: protein binding. The transcript has a single exon. Lineage: Eukaryota; Fungi; Ascomycota; Eurotiomycetes; Eurotiales; Aspergillaceae. Bases 1 to 246 code for a protein of 81 amino acids.
AUGUUUGGACAUUCUUCCACUGUUUCCCUUCUUCUCCAACACGAUUCUAUUUCAGUAAAUGAGCCUGGCCCUCACAAAUUUACUGCGUUGCUCUUCGCAUCGGCAAACGGGAUGCGCGAAAGCGCUGAAAAUCUAUUGCGACAUCCUGAUACUGAUUCUACCACAAUUGAUGACAAAGGACGCACGUCGCUCUGGUGGGCACAGCAUGGAGGACAUUCCGAAAUUGUUCGACUUCUUUCCAGAUAG